GCCACACCCACAGCACGCUACCGGGCCCCAGCAGCACUUGUCUGCCUGCCUUCACUUCUCUCUCUUGUCUCUUCAGUCCUCGUUCGUUCCUUCCUCUCUGUUUAUCUGUCUGUCCAUCAGGAUGGCGGAGCUGGAGGGUCUGGAGGAGUUUGGGAAGUCGGAUUUUGUCCUUCUGGAUGAGGUGAACAUGGAGCAGUUUAUGGAGAAUCUGAAGUUAAGGUUUGAGAAAGCCCGUAUCUACACCUUCAUAGGUGAAGUGGUGGUGUCAGUCAACCCUUACAAACAGAUGGACAUCUACGGUAAAGAGGCCAUCGACGCGUACCGCGGCCGGGAGCUGUACGAGAACCCACCCCACCUGUAUGCUGUGGCCGACGCUGCGUACAAGGCCAUGAAGAGACGGGCCAAAGACACCUGCAUCGUCAUAUCAGGUGAGAGUGGAGCAGGAAAGACAGAGGCUAGCAAGUACAUCAUGCAGUACAUCGCAGCUAUUACCAACCCCAGCCAGAGAGCAGAGGUCGAGAGUGUGAAGAACGUUCUGCUGAAGUCAAACUGUGUGCUGGAGGCCUUCGGUAACGCCAAGACCAACCGCAACGACAACUCCAGCCGCUUCGGCAAGUACAUGGACAUCAACUUCAACUUCAACGGGGACCCCACCGGCGGCCAUAUUAACAACUACCUGCUGGAGAAGUCAAGGGUUGUUCAGCAGCAGGGAGGGGAGAGGAACUUCCACUCCUUCUAUCAGUUACUGCGUGGAGGUUCAGAGGAAAUGCUGGGGUCACUUCACCUCCAGAAGGAUCCUGUCAACUAUGUGUACACCAGAGAAGGAGCUGCCUCCACUACAUCCAACAAUGACCGGUCUAAUCACAGGGCUGUGCUGAGUGCCUUGCAGGUGAUUGGCUUCUCAGAGGAGGAGAUCGACUCCAUCUACAGGAUCCUGGGGACCAUCCUCAUCCUGGGCAACCUGCAGUUUGAGACAGACAGUGAGAGUGUCCAGGUGGUGGGUUCGGAGACUGUGAGUCACAUCGCUGGGCUGACCACCACAGAGCCAGACAACGUGACUAAGAGCCUGCUGUACCGCACUGUGGCCACUGGGGGCGGAGAGGUCAUAGAGAAGGGACACACUGAAAAGGAGGCCUGCUUUGGCCGGGACGCUUUUGCCAAGGCUCUCUAUGAGAGAUUGUUUUGUUGGAUUGUGGCUCGUAUCAAUGCUGUUAUUGAGGUGAAAGACUACAACCCAGUGCUCCAUGGGAAAAACACAGUCAUCGGAGUGCUGGAUAUUUACGGCUUUGAAAUCUUCGACAACAACAGCUUUGAACAGUUCUGUAUUAACUACUGUAAUGAGAAGCUGCAGCAGCUCUUCAUCGAGCUGAUCCUUCGCCAGGAACAAGACGAGUACCAGAGAGAGGGUAUCACCUGGCAGCAUAUUGACUACUUUAACAACCAGAUAAUCGUGGACCUUGUGGAACAGCCCCAUAAGGGCAUCAUCUCUGUGUUGGACGAGGCCUGUCUCACUGUGGGCAAGGUGACAGACACCAUCUGCCUGGAGAGCAUGGAUGCUAAGCUGGGACAACACCCUCACUACACCUCCCGCAAGCUCACCCCAUCAGACAAGACCAUGGAGUUCCACAGAGACUUCCGUAUCCGCCACUAUGCUGGGGACGUCACAUAUUCUGUCGAGGGCUUUUUGGACAAGAACAAGGACCCACUCUUCCAAGAUUUCAAGCGGCUCAUGUAUAACAGUUCCAACCCUGUGCUGAAGGAGAUGUGGCCAGAUGGUCAGCUGAGCAUCACAGAGGUCACUAAACGACCCCUGACUGCAGCCACCCUCUUCAAGAACUCCAUUGUGGCCCUUGUGGAUAAACUGGGCUGCAAGGAGCCAUACUAUGUGCGCUGCAUCAAGCCCAAUGAGAUGAAGUCUCCCGUGCUGUUUGACGACGCCCGAUGCCAACACCAGGUGGCGUACCUGGGCCUGCUGGAGAACGUCAGGGUGCGGAGGGCAGGGUUCGCCUACCGCCAGCCCUAUGCACGCUUCCUACAGAGGUAUAAGAUGACGUGUGAGUACACCUGGCCCAAUCACCUGAUGGAGACAGACAGAGAGGCAGUGGAGGCUAUCGUUACGCAGCACGGUUUCCAGGACGACGUGGCGUAUGGACACACCAAGCUGUUUGUGCGAACACCUCGGUCCCUUUUCACGCUGGAGCAGGAGAGAGCUGCGCUCAUUCCCAUCCUGGUGCUGUUCCUACAGAAGGUAUGGCGCGGGGCACUGGCGAGGAUGAGGUGCCAGCGUAUGCGUGCCAUCUAUGCCAUCAUGGGUUGCUACAAGCGCUACAAGGUCAAGGCCCACUUCUGGGAGGUAGAACGACGUUUCACCAACGUACGCAACAUGGCUGACUAUGGGAAGAGUGUGGAGUGGCCCAUGCCGCCGGCAGCCCUCGCACAGUUCGACAGCAUCACUCAACAGCUACAUCGCAGGUGGCGCGCCAGGCAGAUAGUGAAGAACAUCCCUCCGUCUGACAUGGGGGAGGUGAGGGCCAAGGUGGCUGCUCUGGGGGCUCUGAGUGGGGAGAGGAAGGACUGGGGCUGUGGCCGACCCUGGGAGAGGGACUACCUGUCUAACGUGAGGGACUGCCCUCAGACCAGCUCUAACUUCAUACGGAUCUCCAAAGAGCUGAGAAACAAAGACCAAUACAACCAGGUCCUCUUCUCAGGGUUCUGUAGGAAGGUGAAUCGGUUCAAUAAAAGCACAGACCGAGCCUUGUUUAUUACGGAAAAACAUAUCUACAAACUGGACCCCAAAAAACAGUUCAAGGUGUUGAAAAGACUGCCGCUAGAGAGUAUGACAGGCCUGAGCAUCACUGCAGGCGUUGACCAGAUGGUGGCGCUACACACCUCCUCCCAGGAUGAUGUCCUUCUCUACAUCCAGAGAGGAGAGCUGUGCCCCAACCAGGACCGCAUCGGGGAGCUGGAACGCCCGCUACCAGUGAAGGUUUGCUGCUCGGCCGUCCAGCUGUACAUGCGGGGCAAGCCCAAGAGUGUAACCCUGGAGGCCAAGGCCGGCCAGGCCCACGCAGACUUCCGUAAGAACCGCGACGGUUUCACCCUCCUGAUCCCCUCCAACUGAGACAGUCACCACCAGCUACCCCAGGCACAUUCUAAUCUGGACCUCAAAGCCUGCUGAUUUUUAUGUUCUUGGAAAAGGAGCUUCAAUCUUAUUGGUUGAAAAUGUAAAACCAAUGCACUGAUGGUUGGAGUUGGAACUACUCAUUAUGGCAGGGACUCACACUGGCCAUUGGAUGUUUUUUGUCAUAUGAUGUAUGGUUUAGAUGCUCACAGGUAUAACGUUUAACUUUAAAAACAUAUUUUUUAUAUGAUUUCAUGUUUUUGCACUUUUCAGGGAAUUAACAGAGAUGUAUAGCCAAGAGAUUGAAAUGCAAACAAGAAUAGCAAUAUUUCACAUACAUUUUUUUCAGACUAACUUAGUUUAGACACAGUGUUUUUAUACUGUAUAUUCAGCAGAGAAGACAGCUAUUUUACUGCCUUUGAGAAAUGUGAAUACUCCUUUAAAGUGCAUCAUCUCAACACACUGCCUUGAAAGGGCAGACCAUGAGAUUAAUAGCAAUAAUGGAAAAGCAAAUAAAUAUUUAUUAAAAUGUA
Oncorhynchus gorbuscha (pink salmon) is the source of this 3654-nucleotide messenger RNA. Its product is annotated as unconventional myosin-Ig-like. Bases 122 to 3121 code for a protein of 999 amino acids. Gene Ontology annotation, molecular function: ATP binding; actin filament binding; microfilament motor activity. The record is from RefSeq and is a predicted model, not a curated record. Gene Ontology annotation, cellular component: cytoplasm; myosin complex; actin cytoskeleton. The transcript has 22 exons. Gene Ontology annotation, biological process: actin filament organization; vesicle transport along actin filament. Lineage: Eukaryota; Metazoa; Chordata; Actinopteri; Salmoniformes; Salmonidae.